This is a messenger RNA of Naegleria gruberi, 1197 nucleotides long. Its product is annotated as mitochondrial trans-2-enoyl-CoA reductase. NCBI's taxonomy places the organism in Eukaryota, Heterolobosea, Eutetramitea, Acrasida, Naegleriidae. The record is from RefSeq and is a predicted model, not a curated record. The transcript is spliced from 2 exons. Gene Ontology annotation, biological process: fatty acid metabolic process. Bases 1 to 1092 code for a protein of 363 amino acids. Gene Ontology annotation, cellular component: mitochondrion. Gene Ontology annotation, molecular function: trans-2-enoyl-CoA reductase (NADPH) activity.
AUGAGAAAAUCCAUCCAAUCUCUUGCCCGUAUUAACAAUACCCUUUCCUUUGCUCCAAGAAAUUGUUUCUAUGCUACAGUCCAAUCAAAGGCUGUUCGUUAUGAAAAGUUCGGUAAUCCAUUGGAAGUUUUGAAAGUUGAAAAUGUUGAUAUUGAUACCUCUGUUAAGAAUGAUGAAGUUGUCAUUAAAAUGUUAGCAGCACCAAUCAACCCAGCCGAUAUUAAUACAAUUCAAGGAGUGUACGGAAAGAGUCCAAAGUCUUUCCCAGCUGUUCCUGGUAAUGAAGGUGUUGGUAUUGUUGAAGAAGUUGGUUCUGGUGUUACCGGUCUUAAGAAGGGUGAUCAUGUCAUUCCAAGCAAUGGUGGUUUGGGUACUUGGAGAACUCACCUCGUUUGUAAAGCUGAAGAUGUUACAACUGUACCAAAGGAAUUGCCAGUUGAAUAUGCUUCAAUUCUUUCCGUUAACCCUUGUACUGCUUAUAGACUUCUUUCUGACUUUGCUGAAUUGAAGCCAGGUGAUGUCAUUAUUCAAAACGGUGCUAAUUCCAUGGUUGGUUUGAUGGUUAUCCAAUUGGCCAAAUUACGUGGUAUUCAAACUAUUAACUUGAUUAGACAAAGACAAAAUCACGAUUUAACAGUGCAAAGAAUGAAGCAAUUAGGAGCUGAUAUUGUUAUGGAUUAUUCUUUCGCUAGCAAUAAUACUAAGAUGUCUCGUUUAUUAUCGGAUUUACCAAAGCCAAAAUUGGCCUUGAACUGUGUUGGUGGUGAUGCUGCUCGUAUUGUUACCAAGUAUUUGGCUGAAGAUGGUGUUAUGGUGACAUAUGGUGGUAUGUCUAGACAAGGUAUCACUGUCCCAACGAGCCCAUUCAUUUUCAACAACAUUACUCUUAAAGGUUUUUGGAUGACUAGAUGGGUCGAAACUCACUCAAAGGAAGAAAGACAAAAGAUGAUUGACGAAUUGUCCAAACUCGUUAUUGACAAGAAGUUGUUGGCUUUGGUCGAAACACACAAAUUCUCUGAAUUUAAUUAUGCUUUGGAAAAGAGUUUCGAAGAUGGUCAAGAAAGAAAGGUCGUUUUGAAGAUGAACGAAUAAAUCCAAUAGAUAGAUGGUCACAAUCACACACAGUAACAUACACACAAACAAAAAAAUCACCAACAGGGACAUUGCUUGUAGGUCAAUAAAAAACAAAAUUUAUUU